GUAUUGAGGUCUAUAUUGCUGGCCGGUUUGGUUUGGUUUUAAAAAAAUUGAAAAUCGGUCCAUGCAUCUUUCCUUGUUGGGUAAUAGCGGAGCUCCUGAGUGUGUAUAAGUUUGUCGGCAUGGAGUUUGAAUGAUUUAUUCGCUGAUGAAUAAUUCAAGAAAUUGGUGGCGGCCUUGUGGAGUUUGUCCAGUGUCUCCUCCCCCAUCGCGAGACAAUCGUGUAAAGCUGCCUUCUCGAACACCGUCGGUAGCAUGUGUAAUGAAUCUGAAACACCGGAGCAUGGUUUGGCACCUAGACAAGAUGGAGAGAUGGGUGGCGGAGCUGGCGGUGCGUGGGGGACAAGGAGAAAUCCAGCGGUGGGCAGAGGAGGUCGCCGAAAGUUUAACUUGGCAGCAGAGAUCGUUGACCUGAGGGCCAACGAUUAAGUUUCGUACUCCUUGCUAGGCCAUUUUGUCUUGAGAAAGCGUAGAUAUGGAUGGAGGGUGUUUUGGUCCCUUUACUUAAAAUUAGUCCUAGACGUGAGUUAAAAAGAUUUAGCUCCUAUUUAGCUCCCGAUGAAGAUAUUUAGUCCUAUUUAUGUCUUUCUCCCUAAAAAAAGCAAGAGCACGCAGCGGUCUUUCCCUUAUCUUAGGGUUCGAGAGUGUGCCAUCAUCGUGCGGCUUUUUCUUUAUCGAAGCAUCCAAGCGCCGACUUGGCCUGCUUCGUCGUUUGUGGUAGCGGGAAGGAUGGAGGGUGAGGUUGUGAAGAUGCACAGGGAAGAACGCGAGCACGAAGGGGAACCGGUGGAGAGCCUAGCCGACAAGUACGUGGGACGAGGAGAGUUGCACGAGCUUCGAAUAGGCCAGAUUUCGAUCGACAAUGGAGGAUCAAUUAGAGUGGUACCAAUGAUACGGCCUCCUCCUUAACCACCUUCAUGGGUUGUAUGGGGUGCUAGAGUCCGUGAAAAUUUUCGUAUUAGUAAUUAGGGAAAAGGGUCAGAUAGGGCCUCGAACUUACAAAAAAAUGUCAAAUAAGGUCUUAUAUAGGAGGUUCUGUCCGGCCGACACCAUUUAAGACGGUUUCCGGUGGACUUUUUCAAUGAAACUUUUUGAGCAUCUUACUUAUUAAAUCUAGUUUACUCAUACCAAUUUUCAGCCAAAACUUC
Molecule: messenger RNA, 1145 nt
Organism: Cuscuta europaea
Lineage: Eukaryota; Viridiplantae; Streptophyta; Magnoliopsida; Solanales; Convolvulaceae
Source: the annotation of a GenBank genome assembly